Messenger RNA from Ostrea edulis (European flat oyster), 1128 nucleotides. RefSeq lists its product as uncharacterized. Bases 107 to 1096 code for a protein of 329 amino acids. The record is from RefSeq and is a predicted model, not a curated record. NCBI's taxonomy places the organism in Eukaryota, Metazoa, Mollusca, Bivalvia, Ostreida, Ostreidae. Gene Ontology annotation, molecular function: calcium ion binding. The transcript is spliced from 10 exons.
CGUGCAUACAAAUACAUUUAAUCUGGGUUGAAGACGUCACUUGUAGAUUAUUUUACAGAUAAGUAGGGUUUUCCUCUCCAAACGGGCACACAGAUAGUAAAGUAAGAUGAAGCUUCUAGUGAUUGUAUGCUGUCUGGGCCUCGUGUUUGCUGACUCAGAGCCACAGAGAGAGUACGUUUUGUUUGAGAAAGUUGACGGUGAUCUGAAUGGCUGUCUUAACCAAAAUGAAGUUGACCAUAUUUUCCUUGCUUUUGAUGUGGAUCACAACCAGGAAGUGACGAGAAUUGAGUUUGAAAACGACUGGAUUAACGUGUACCAGUUAGGCAACGCUCGAGAGGCCAAUCUGCUCUUCAACAAGGCGGACGUUAAUGGAGACGGGCAUCUCACCCACGCAGAUAUGCCACUUAUCUACACCUACUUUGACAUGAACAGUGACGGUUGUGUGGACAGGAAUGAGUUCCUCACUCAGUGGGGAGAUCUGCAGCUAGCACCUGUCGAUAUUUCUAUCAUUGACGCCGGCGACACGACAACAGCACCUCCCUCUACUACAACGCAUGCCAACCACGGACAUCAUGGACGACCUUGGAUUAGGAAAUUGGGAGAGCUCUUUACAAAAUGUUCUUCAAGAACCACCAUCGUCGCUGAUUGCGAGAUUCUGGUGAAAUCAAUGGACAAAAAUCUCUUGUUGUGGUGUUUUGGUGCUGUCCUGGGGGUCAUCGUGGUAAGUGGACAGUUUCAUUUGGGACGCCCCGUUGUCGACAGUCCAGAGGCCCACACCAUUUUUGCUGCGGCUGAAAGAAAUAGAACUCCAGAUGGUUUCCUUACAAAAUUAGAAUUGGACGACAUUUUUCAGACGUUUGACCAAAAUCUGGAUGGCAUUGUUGACGAACAAGAAUUCAUAUACAUUUGGAGAUCUCGACAUUUGGGUGAUAUCUCCCACGCCAUUACCCUUUUUCAUCAUGCCGAUACAGAUCGCGAUGACGUCAUUUCGAAGGUUCCGGAUCUCACACGCGUUUUCUACUAUUUCGACCGGGAUCAAGACGGUAAAGUCAGCGAAGAGGAAUUCGUACAAGUAUGGAUGUCCUUGUCUAUGUGAAUAACGAAAUGAAUAAAAGAGCGCGCAUUCCA